Molecule: messenger RNA, 3175 nt
Organism: Clarias gariepinus (North African catfish)
Lineage: Eukaryota; Metazoa; Chordata; Actinopteri; Siluriformes; Clariidae
Gene: aftphb
Product: aftiphilin b
Exons: 9
Coding region: 192-2492 (766 amino acids)
Biological process (GO): intracellular transport
Cellular component (GO): trans-Golgi network membrane; AP-1 adaptor complex
Molecular function (GO): clathrin binding
Source: RefSeq, a predicted model, not a curated record
UGCUGGGAAAACAGACCUAUGUCAGAGGUGUACAGAAAUGAACUUUACCCACUAAUUACGGACUGUUAGAAGAAACAAAAUGGAUUGAGACUACGCCUUAUUUUGCUAAUCUUGCGAAAAUGUCAUCAUUAUUAAACUAUCUAAAAAGCUAAGUAAAGGUUUAUGUGUCCUCUAGGGGGCACUAGAGGAUCAUGGAGCCCGACGUCAUCCGCAUGUACUCCUCCUCUCCGCCUCCAAUGGAUGAGGAUGGAGAGGAGGAAGACGAAGACGACUUUGGUGAGUUUGGAGGUUACUGCUGCGAUGUGUCAUCCAGUUUCAGCUUCUCAGAAUGGGACACACCCACUGUGCUUGAUCAGUCGUGUGAGAAGGGUACCUCACCUCCUGACCUAUACAACACACUCCAACAGAGUGUUGGUCAGCCAGGAAAAGAUGUGGUAGUUGAAGUUGAAAAGAAAAAAACAAAGGACCAGGAACUGUCUAAUCCUGAGGCACUGGUGUCCAAAACUGAUAUAACCUUGGACUAUGGAAAAAAAAUAAAGAAACCUGCUGUUAUCCUCAAUGGCCCUUUAUUCUCCGACCCACAGGGCAAACUCCCUGUGGUCUCUGUUACAGGGAAGCAUAGCUCCCCCGAGAUUCAAGAUUUUAACCUGGGUGACAAAGAUGAGCACAUUAACAAACCAACCACAGAUCAAGUGGGACACUGCCUUACUAAUGGACCAAUCACACUUUGCAAUGGUAAAGAGCUGGAGCAGCUUCGAAUAUCAAGCACCAACAGAACAGUAUCUUUACUCGGGUCUACCGCAGAGGUUUCCAUCUCAGAGACUGACAAAGCUUCCACAGCAGUUGCUUCUAUUGGUUCUCAACUGUCACAGGAGGAUACAGUCUCUGAGAGAACAGUGUCUGAGGCUAGGGACACUCAGGCAGGAGAAGGGGUAACUGAAUCCCAGUCUAAUUUGGCAGUUGAGCACCAGGGAAAGGAAAUUAUGGAGAAAGAGGAACUUAAUGUCCCACAAAGAUCAAAAACUUCUGGCACUUCCUUGUGUGAAACACAGAUUCAGAGUGAUUCUGAAGAUCUUGGUGAGGUCCCUGAUACAUCAGUGGCACCAGUAGUGGAGAAUAUUCUAGUGUCUGAUGCACAGUUUCAUAAAAACACUGAUAAUGAGACUCCAGUGAGCCCUGUGGUUAAUGGACCCCUUGUGGUUCCUGGAAAAAUGGAAGAAGAUUUUGAGAAAGUCUCUUUGCCUGUUGUUGACCCAACAGUAGGGAUUGUGCAUGAUGUAGAGGCAGAUCCAGUUAGUAAGGAAGAUAAGACAGUUGAAGUUGGGUCUUCGGUGGAGUCAGAUGAAGACUUUGGAGAUUUCAGGGAUGCCACUCAGGGUUUUCCAGAUGUCAGCCAGACUGAAUCCGUGAGUCAAGAAGGAUUCGCUGACUUUGUAACUGCACUAUCAGAUUGCUCCUCGCACGAUGAGUUUGCAGAUACAGACACACUGAAGGACUUAAAAGAGGAAGAAGAGCUGCCUGCAGAAGAUAAAGAUGAUGUGGAUGAUGAUAAUGAUGAUGAUCAUGACAGUAAUAAUUUUGAAACAAUUUGCUCAAACCUCCCUCCAAGCGAUAGCUUUGCAGAUUUCAGUUCAGCUCCGUUUGGAGGCCUAGCAGGAGCUACAGGUGAAAGUUGGGCGGAGUUUGGGCAGCAUGAGGAGUGCGAGGCACAACAGGAGUCAUGGGCAGCGUUUGAUGAGGAGCAGAAAAGUUGUUCUGCAACAGCGCCCUUUACUGACAGCUUCAAGACUGACAAUGUGUUGUUGGGGUUGAGUCACAAACUGCAGCAUCUUUUUGAAAGUACUUUCCCUUUGGACGUGGUUCCAAAGGACUCAGAUGUGCCGACCCUCCAAGCUGUGCUGGAGCCCCAGGACCAUGUGGAGAUCAGGGAGUCUGUAGCUAUGUGGCGCCACCUGUUGGACAUCCACAGCACCCACGGCCUCAAGGUGCAAUGGGUUGGCUCACGAGGCAACAAAAUUCUGCUUGACUGCCUGGGAAUCUACAACAUUUUGUUUACUGGUCAGAACAAGCAACCCGUCAUCGUACCCAUGUUCGCUGCUGGACUGGGAAUGCUUGAGCCCACCAAAGACCUUGUGAAUCCUUCCUCCAUCUUUUCUGCAUCUUCACCCAAUCAGAGAAGAUCUGCUCUAUGCACUCAGCAGGUGGUGUCCUCGCUAAGUCUUGAAGACGACGUAGGUGUGGAUCCAGAGCUGUAUGAACUGACCACUGCUAAACUAGAGAGCAAUAACACUGGCAGUAAUGUGACGGACGCCUUCACCAGACUGAUGGAGACGGUGGAAAAGAAUAGCACUGUAACCAGAAAACCGGAGCAAGAUGGUGAGAUAAGCCAGGAGGCAUCCCAGGUGAUCUCUCGUCUCCCCGAUCUGUCUUUCAUGCACGCAAGAGUCCUCAUGUUUCCCUCCACCCUCACUCCAGCAGCCGGUCACUCAUGACCUUCGACCUCAGUCACGUUUUACCUUGAGGCUUUGGUCCUCCAGUGACCUCUCCUCUGACCUCACCUGAACCUUUAUAGCAGGUUCAUUUAUAACAACAACAGAAAGCACUGUCACUUUCUGAGGCGUUUUUAAUCCUGGUGUAGUGAGUGUUCUUUGGUGUUAAUCCUUUUUCUUAUGUUUUGUUAAAUAUUAAGCACUAGUCCUUUUAGGUUUAGGUGUGAAAGAAAUAAGAAAAGCAAGUGCACAUUUUAUUACUUGAAAACUUAAUAACUUCAUAACGAAUAUUGCUGAACUUUUAUGUCCUUCUUGAGAUUUGCUUUAAUAUUUCAUUUAACAAACUUCUCAUUGUCUCAUUUUAUUCCUGACAAGUAUUAGACAUUUUCUUUUUGUUUGUUUGUUUGUUUGUUUGUUUGAAAUGCAUUUCUUUGAGCUCAACGAUGAACAUUUGUUCAGGAAUGUUACUAAAGAUGAGUUCUUAUUUAUAACCAUAACUAUAAGUUGUGUAUUUAUUAUAUAAUCUACAUCAUAUAUCAGUUUGUAUUUAUUUUUGUCAGAUCCCUGAUUAGCAUGUGAGGUUAGAAUUUUGCACGAGACCUGAAUAACUGACUGACAUGUAAGAAUGUUUCUAUAAAAAUAAUUACAUUAAUAAAUAAAUACAUACAACAUAAUGUUCAUGAACU